AUGUUUGUAUGCAAAGUGGUUUGCUAAAUGGAUCACAAUCCCAUUAUGUACUGUUUGCGGUAUUUUGAUACAUAUGUAAUUCCGUUUUACAAACACAGAAGCCUUCAUAUGGUCUGCUGCGCACGAUCGCAAAGCACCUUGCAAGCGUGUGCUGUCGAUAAGUAACACGCGACUAGAAGGUUUUAAAAUAGUACUCGUCAAGGAUGCAUGCGACUGCAUUGCUACACGUAUGCCACAAAUGCAUUCUGAAUCGGUUCGGUAGGUGUAUGUGUACUUCAUUGCAAGCGUUUGUGUGGCUAUUUCUACAGCGCUCGGUUAAAACAUUGUAGCCAUCUGUAGUCACGCUUAGGAAAAUUAAACUAUUACAUUGUUUGUAUUCACAAUUAUAUAUUCGUUAAAAAACCCGUACUAUGCCAUAUCAUAGAUCAUUGGAAAAGGGGGUGUUUUUGAUUGCGUAUUGAAAUACAGUAACUAUGCAUAAUUAUAUGAAAAUAAUAUUUGAUAAAACCAUAAUGAUUACGGUUGAAAUUUCCGGUUUACACAUCUUUUAACUGUUCGAACUAGUUGUACAGGCAAUCGUAAAUAUGCUGAAAUAAAAUCGCUCUUGCACAAAAAAACGUAAAAUUUAAAAUCCAUCGAACCUGUUUCAACAGAACUGAGAACCCGACACACGUUCCCAAGAUGCUACAAGAAUUGAAAUGUCAAUCAACUGUCAGACGGUCAGCUACUGUUAAAAUUUCAAACAACAACAAACGUAAGCUUUUAAAAACGCAAGCGAAGAAAAAUGGACCAAACUUUGGAUGCUAUUCUCCAAAAGCAAUUAGAUACCAUUCAACGUAUCGAACUGUUUCUGGACAUAUAUAAGUGUAAAGAGUUCGUCGCAGCCGAUCUAAACAAAUUGAAGGAAGAUUCGAGUGAAGCGGCGGAGAAAUUAUCGCGCACCAGGGAAUACAUCGAAACGGACCGAAAGGAUGUGUGUUCACAGUUCAUCAAAAUAAUGCAGAAAAUGCGACGCAACGAACUACUUAUGCUUCAUCUGUGGGAAGUUGGACCACACAGCGAGGCGGCAAAUGCUAAACCUGCUCAAUCAGAUACACCGAAAUCAAUGCCACUCAAGGAGCUGCAGAACGACAACCCCUCGAAAAUGCACCUCACAGACUAUUCUAAAUCUCCGUUUGCAACACGGUCCAAGUCCAAGGAUAUACAUUUUUAUGACUUUGAUGCAGAAAUAACGGAAGAAGAAUUUGAGACGAUCCCCAAGUAUUUGCGGGGUCGCAUGCAACUGUCCGAGCUGAUCCAGUUCCUUGAAAAGGAUGUGAUUAAAUGCUUCGAGGAGAAAUACACGCUUAUGUACAAACAUCGCAAGGCUGUUUCCAACCAGCAUGAUCUUACUGCUUGGAAAGAUUAUAACAGCAUGCAGGCAAAGUUUCCUGAUCAUAAAUUCAUCACGCAGGACGAUUUAUUGCACAAAUCUGGCAAAGCAUUGGACAAGAAGAGCUAUGCAAAGUUACAAAUGCUUCGAUAUCUUCACAUUCUCCAAGAAGUGCGCUCUGAGGGAACAGUGUACUUCCUGUGGAUUUAUAGCAGAUAACGGAUUCGUUUCGCAGAACUCUUUAUUACAAAAUACACGCAAGGUCCGAGACCCGAGGGCCAUCUUACACGUUAAAAUAUAAUUA
Anopheles arabiensis is the source of this 1676-nucleotide messenger RNA. RefSeq names its product spindle and kinetochore-associated protein 1-like. Gene Ontology annotation, biological process: regulation of microtubule polymerization or depolymerization; chromosome segregation; mitotic cell cycle. The coding region runs from base 785 to 1591 and encodes 268 amino acids. The transcript is spliced from 3 exons. The record is from RefSeq and is a predicted model, not a curated record. NCBI's taxonomy places the organism in Eukaryota, Metazoa, Arthropoda, Insecta, Diptera, Culicidae. Gene Ontology annotation, molecular function: microtubule binding. Gene Ontology annotation, cellular component: mitotic spindle; spindle microtubule; outer kinetochore.